Messenger RNA from Mycotypha africana, 690 nucleotides. RefSeq lists its product as uncharacterized. NCBI's taxonomy places the organism in Eukaryota, Fungi, Mucoromycota, Mucoromycetes, Mucorales, Mycotyphaceae. The annotation marks the transcript as partial. The transcript is spliced from 3 exons. Gene Ontology annotation, biological process: protein homooligomerization. The record is from RefSeq and is a predicted model, not a curated record.
GAUCAAUCAGUACAUACUAUUGUAGUAGGUGGAAGGGCAUUUCGGUUGAGCUGGGAGUCUUUGAAGAGUGAUGCAUCACCAACCAACUUUUUUAUUGAGUAUUUCAGAAAGAUCGCAUCAUCCUCAACAUCAACAGCUAAUCAACAACAACCUUUACUGUGCGAUUCCCUUUAUUAUGGAUUGGCACAUCUACGUAAAUCACUUCUGGAGUAUCUAUUUGUCAAUGUUGGAGGACGUCUCUUCCGUGUUUCGUGGGAUUUAUUCUCGAGAGAUGGAAGACAUAACUUUUUUACCGGUCCUUUGCGACAUUCUUUACAUACACCACCUAAAGGAGAACGAAACGUGUCGCCGCUUUAUAUUGAUCGUGAUCCGGAUAUAUUUCAAAACAUUAUCCACCAUUUGCGAGGGUAUACCAUCCAUAUAAGGGACGAAGAGCAUCGAAAAAAUCUGUUAAGAGAUGCGCAGUAUUACGUAUUUCGACAAUUGUAUGAUAAAUUGUUGACAGUCAUGCCUGGAACAGCUCUUCCAGGCUACAGCGAUUCCGGUACACCAGAAAUAUUGAUGAAAUUGAGUGAUAUACGUCCUUCGAAUUUGAUAAAGCCAGAUCCUCAGAAACUCGAGGAAUCAGCCGACCUACAAUAUCAUCGAAAUGUUGAAGGAGAAACGUCACACAGGUUAUUGAUACAACUA